AGGAAGGUAGUUGCUGUCGCUAGACUCUUCUUCGCGCGACGGGUCGUCGGAGGAGGGGAAAUGAGUCUGGAGGAGGGGAGGAUGGCGAGUCAGCCAGCUGACGCCCCCUCCCCCCACCGGGCGUGCGGGGUCCCAGCUGCUCCCGGGGAUCGCCCCGCAGUCGGGCGGCAGUCGCGGCCACGUGACGUCUUGCUCCGUGGUGGUCGCCGAGCCGGCGGAGCGGAGCGCGCGAGUAGGGACGGCCCUGUCGCCGUCAGCCGAGCGCGCAGUCUCCGAGCCACAGGCCGCGCCGCAGCCAUGCCGACUUCGACGGGCUGCGCGGUCGCGCCCAGCUACGUGUCCACGGAGCGGCCGGACGAGCUCAAGACCCCGACCCCGGCCACGACGACGACGACCCUCGCCGCCGGCCCGCCGCCCUGCCGCGUCUACCGCCGCCGCUGGCUCAUCCUCGCCAUCUUCAUCGCCUACUCCAUGUCCAACGCCGUGCAGUGGGUGCAGUUCUCCAUCAUCUCGAACGUGGUGGUCGGCUACUACGGCGUCGACAGCUUCCUCGUCGACCUCACCUCCAUGAUCUACAUGAUCACCUACAUCCCGCUCGUGUUCCCCGCGUCGUGGAUGCUCGACAAGGUGGGCCUGCGCACCACCGCCAUCAUCGGCAUCGCGGGCACGGCGGCGGGCUCGUGGGUGAAGGUGGGCGCCGUCUCGCCGGACCGCUUCUACGUCGCCUUCGUGGGCCAGACGAUCGUCGCCGUGUCGCAGACCUGCAUCAUCAGCCUGCCGUCGAGACUGGCCGCCGUGUGGUUCGGUCCCGACCAGGUGUCCACCGCCUGCUCGCUGGGCGUCUUCGGCAACCAGCUCGGGGUCGCGCUGGGCUUCCUGCUGCCGCCCUACAUCGUGCGCAACACCGGCGACCCGGACCUCGUCGGCAGCAGCCUCGCCAUCAUGUUCUACUCCAUGGCCGCGUUCACGACGCUGCUCCUGGUCGUCAUCGUGCUGUUUUUCCAAGCUGCUCCGCCGCUACCACCAAGUCCAGCUCAGGCGAUCCAGAAAGAAUCCAAGACCAAUGACUUUUUCGGAUCAAUCAAGCGGUUGCUCCUGAACCGAGGCUACGUGCUGCUGCUGCUCUCGUACGGGAUCAACAUCGGCGUGUUCUACGCCAUAUCCACCCUCCUCAACACUCUCGUGCUCACUCAUUACAAAAACGCCGAGGAAGACGCCGGGCGAAUAGGCCUCACGCUGACCGUUGCGGGUAUGGCGGGCUCGGCCAUCUGCGGCUUCGUGCUCGACAAGACUCGCCGGUUCAAAGAAACCACCUUAGUCGUCUAUGCAUGCUCGCUUGUCGGCAUGGUGAUCUUCACUUUCACCAUCGACUGUGGGAUCAUCGAGAUUGUUUACCUCACUGCAUUUGUGCUCGGGUUCUUCAUGACCGGCUACCUGCCCGUGGGGUUCGAGCUGGCCGCGGAGCUGACCUAUCCCGAGCCCGAGGGGACGUCGGCGGGCAUCCUCAAUGCCGUCGUCCAGGUGUUUGGCAUCGUGCUCACCAUGGCGUACGGCCACCUGCUCAAGGUCAUCAACGACAUCUGGGCCAACAGCAUCCUGUUCAGCGUGCUGGCCGUCGGGCUGCUGCUCACGUUCCUCAUCAAGUCGGACCUGCGGCGGCAGGCGGCGACCAGUCACGCCGCGGCCGUCCACGUGGCCCAGGUCGUGGCCGCAGCUUAGCCGCAGCCCCUCACGCACCUCUUCUACCGCAAUGUCGUUCCUAUUCCCCCGCGUCGCGAGUUGUUGGUGAAAGAUAAACAUACACCACCUUACGUGUGCUAAGACAAUAAAAUAAAACAUUAAAUGGUCGACAGGACAGCACGAUGAUUUAAGCGCGAACGUUUCAUGAUCGAUCCACUUUCGGCUUUGGGAAAAGCUACUGUUGACAACACUUAACUAAAAACCAAAAUAAUAAAUAAAAAUCAUAAUCAACUAAAAGUAAAACAAAGUUAAACUGUUCCUUAAUCUACAAACAUGAAUAAUAUAUCUGAACAGUGACAUAUUCUGAAUGUGGUUAUUAGGAUUAUCAAUUGAUUAAGUCUAGUAGCAAGUUUCAAGUCAGAGUUUUAAGGAAAGAGUUGUCUAAAUGUUAAAGACAAAUCAAACUCUGAACCGACUAGGUAUCAAGUCUUUCUGUUUCCGAGGUUUCCUUUGCCAUAUACAUUCACUACUCGUUUAAAUGUCAAGUUAUAUUCGAGGUUUGGUGAAACUACACAUGAACCUAUAUAACAUCCGUGUGGGCCGACUUAAGAGACAUGGAGCAGUGUGUGUGCUGUUACCAACCAAUCAGUGAAGGUUAUUAGCAAGGGGUUAACCAAUAUUCUGUAUUGGUAUUAAUACAUUGCAAAUAAAAACAUUCAAUUUUAGUUUAGAUACAAAAUUUUGUUAACGUUAUAAUGAAAUUAAAAUGUCGAAACUUUUUUGUUUGGCACUUCAUGUUCAUCUAAGUUUAUAUUAAAUUAUUAUUAUUAUUAUUAUGCUAGUUGAGGGUAAGCUCUGUUCUUCUAAACAAUUUGUUACUAACUAUUCUCACUUUUUUAUGUCUAUAUAAUGUUUAUAUAAACCACAAUUUGAAUACAAAAUACAUUUUACUAUAUUAAAAAAUGAUAAAGGAAUUUCUGAAAGUUAUAUGAACAUUUUGUAUUAAAAAGAAACCUUUAAUAAAUUUUCAAUUUUUUUUAAAGAAAAAUUAAAUAAGUGCUUUGUUAAAGAAUACUAGUAUUUACACAACCUUCUACUGCAAUAAUAACAAGAUAUUCUCUUAGGAUACAAGUAAUUCAACAUGUGCUGAACUAACAAAUCUAGUAUAUAGUACUUCUUAAUAAAUGCUCUAGCAUGUAGUAUGAAUGAGAAGCAAAUAAUCACAUGUAAAAACUGUUCUUUUGUCACCUUGGUGUAAUUCUAAAGUGAAAGUGUCUUGUAAACAUAAAUUCUAAAAUGUAUAUUAUGUCUAUACAUAACUUGAUAGUCUGCAGUAAAGUGUAAUAUAAACAUGUCUUAAAAUAUACAUUGAGAUGCAUAGCAGCAGGUAAAAUAGUCAUAUACCUUAAAGUAUUGUUAUUAUCCAGUGUGUGCCUAAGAAGACUGCAACACAUUUUUCUCUUUUAAGCAGAUAAGAGAGAGAAUUUUACCAUCUAGUGAGGUAUAUUUAUUUUGUUAACAAUAUUAAAACAGAACAAUAGAUGCAUCUAGAGUAAAUUUAAGAUUAUGCUACUUGUUGGAAUGUACGGUAAAAAACUAAAAAUUUAUCAGGAUAUUUGUGUUUCAACAAGACAUGCCUUCAAUAAAAAUAAUGUAGCUGUAAAACAAGAAUUAACAUAAUGGGUGUCUGUGAGAAAAAAGAUUUAGUAUAAAUAAUUUUAUAUAAAAUUGUUUUAGGUACAGGAAUUGUUUGCAAAUUUAUAAGAGUAAUAAUAUCAAACCUUUUAUCCAUAUAUGUAAAAUAGAAUGUUGGUAUGUAUGAUGAUAAACUCAGACACAGUUUGACUGAUCGCCAUGAAAGUUGGCACAUGUUUUUGUCAUGGAGAAGGUUUUUACGCUGUUCAUUUUUAUGUAACUCGCCGCUAGAUGGCGCUGCAGUGCAUCAACAUCUAAACGUUCAACCGAUCGCCAUGGGUAAACAGAAAAUCAUAGAUCACAGACAUACAAACAGCAAUUGUGUGUCAUUUCUCUAUGUCUGCCACACUGUCAUAUAGCGCUAUCCAUUUUGCUUUAACUCGCGGACAAUAUAUUGCCGUGUUCAGCAGCUAGUAUAAUAUAAAACUCAUGGUUAUAUUACAGAUGUGCAAAACAUAAGUUUUAAAGGUCAUAAUUUAACACUAUAUUUCACUCUCACUUGGUACAAAGAUUUAAAUUAUGUUGCGUUGACCCUGAGGCAAUACCCCACUGCAAAAUUGUUACCAAGUCAGUGCUGACACUGGUUAAGACUAGGAAAAUUCUUAACAAUUCCUUACACCUUAUUGCCACAUAACUUUAUCUUCCAACUACUAUAAGCUUGUUCAUAAAAAGUUACAUGAAAGAAUGCUUAUGUCACAAUUACUUUCUCCAUUUGAAAUUUUUUAUAGAUGAUAAUAAUAAUAAUAAUAAUAAUAAUAUAAAAAGCAAGUUCUGUAAAGAAAAUUACACUGUUAGUAUUAUCCACUUUUACAUUGGAUAGUCAAUGACAUCACACCCAUUCC
Messenger RNA from Bacillus rossius redtenbacheri, 4217 nucleotides. Its product is annotated as heme transporter FLVCR2-like. Bases 61 to 1719 code for a protein of 552 amino acids. Gene Ontology annotation, biological process: heme export; transmembrane transport. Gene Ontology annotation, cellular component: membrane. The transcript is spliced from 8 exons. Gene Ontology annotation, molecular function: heme binding; heme transmembrane transporter activity. The record is from RefSeq and is a predicted model, not a curated record. Lineage: Eukaryota; Metazoa; Arthropoda; Insecta; Phasmatodea; Bacillidae.